AUGGCAGGCCAAGACGGUUCUCGGGAGCCGCCGGAUCGACCGCGCACCCCUUGCAAUGUAACCCCGAAGAGAGACGGCAGCGGAAAUGACCACGGGUACAACUCGUUCCCUGGAUACAAUACAGCCUCGUCGCGAGCGUCAGACACAAGACCGCCGACGAAACCGGCCGGCGCCCGCGUCCUGGCACCGGACCUGCUGCGCGGGCUGCUCAUGAUGGUCAUGGCCCUGGACCACGCGGCCCUCGCGCUACACACGUGGGAGCAUGGGACGGGUCGAGUCGCCGAGGCAGACGGGCAAGCGGUGCUGCGUUGGAACACGACGGCGGCGUACGCGGUGCGCACCCUGACGCACCUGUGCGGCGCGGGAUUCACGUUCCUCCUCGGUAUGGGCGUCGUGUACCUGGGCAGGUCACGCACGAGGCUGGGAUGGUCGGCAGCGCGGCUGGCGCGCUACUUUGCGGUGCGGUGCGCGGUUCUGACCGCCGUUACGGCCGUCUUUGGGCUCGUCAUGACGGGCGGCCGGGUGUGGUUUCUGAACGGGGUGCUGUUCUCGCUGGCCGUGGACUACUUGCUCGCUGGGCUGCUGUGGCUGGCCAUGGACAGGACCGAGGGUUGGCUGACGCUGGCGAUGGCACGGGUGGGAAAAGGCUGGACAGACGACGACGAGUUGGCGGCGGAUGAUGACGGCGUCACACGGCCCUUGCUCCGGGCGCGGGACGAUACACGGGCGACUGCGGAGAGGUGCGCCCAUCUAUCGUGGAGUAUUCACAACGUCUUGUUGGCGGUAUUGAGCCUGGUCACCAUCUUCUGGAACAUCUGGCUCAGCGACGACGGCGGCGUCUGCGCCCCCAGCAGAGAGGACGUUUCGACACGCUCCAGUCCGUCGAGCCCAUUGCUUCGCGUCUGGUUCUGGGUCAUGAUGGACGUGCAGUCGCGCGUGGUGUCGGGCUUUCCGCCGCUGGCGUGGCUCUCGUUUGCGCUGCUCGGCAUGCUCUACGCGCGCGUCACGACGGCACGCCCGUGGACGCGCCGGGCCCUUGUCCUCGGGCACGUUCUUGGGGUCGUGUGCUUCUCCAUCCUCUUCGUGCUCACGCGCGUCCUCCAUCUGGGCAACCUGUCCGAGCGGUGCCUGCAGACGCCCGACCAGCAGCGCCGUCCCGGCCAGAACCAGUACCUGGCCUCGGCCGCGUCCUUCUUGUACGUGGUCAAGUAUCCGCCCGACGUGGCCUUUUUCGCGCUCACCAUGGCGGGGAACCUGCUUCUUCUCGCGCUGUUCACUGCUGUUCCGCCGCGGGUGGCGAGGCGCUUCGGCAUGCUGCUGGAUUUCGGAACGAGCGCGCUGUUCUUUUACAUUGUGCACAUGGUGGUUUUGUUCGGGGCGGGGACGCUCGUCGUGGCGGCAUGGGGGCGCGAGACGGGCGUCGCCGACCCGAUGGAUCCUGAGAAGACGAGGGGGGUUGAUAAUUUGUUUGGGCUUCACCGGUCAAGCGGCAUGUCGACCGACGGGGUGAACCACCAUGUAUUUACACAUGCGGGAGAUGCUGACUGGCGGCAGGCCACUUCCAACGCCAAAGACACGAUUGGCUACGGCACAAAGGUCGUCGGCGGCGUCUCGCCCGGCAAAGGCGGCCAGACGCACCUCGACCUCCCCGUCUUUGGAACCGUCAAAGAGGCCAUGGAGCAGGUCGACCCGCACGUCAGCGCCGUCUUUGUGCCCGCCCCCUUCGCGGCCAGGGCCAUCAUCGAGGCCAUCGAGGCCGAGGUGCCCGUCAUCGUGUCCGUCGCCGAGCACAUCCCCGUCCACGACCUCCUCCGCGUGCAGGAGGUGCUUCGCACGCAGAGCCGGUCGCGCCUCGUGGGGCCCAACUGCCCCGGCGUCAUCGCCCCGGGCCAGUGCCGCGUCGGCAUCAUGCCCUUCCGGCAGUACGCCCGGGGCUGCGUGGGCAUCGUGUCCAAGUCGGGCACCCUGAGCUACGAGGCGGUGGGCGCCACGACCGCCGCCGGCCUGGGGCAGAGUCUUGUCGUGGCCGUGGGCGGCGACCCCAUGCCAGGCACGACCAUUGUCGAUUCCCUUCGGGUAUUGUUUGAGCAUGAAGAGACGGAGGGCGUUAUUGUGAUUGGCGAGAUUGGCGGCGAGCAGGAGCUGCGCGCGGCCGAGAUGAUUAGGGAGUAUAGGAGGUCGACGCCCAACCCGAAGCCGGUGGUGGCCAUGGUGGCGGGACAGACGGCGCCGAGGGGCAAGGUCAUGGGCCAUGCGGGUGCUGUUUUGAAGCCGGGGGAUGUGACGGCCGCCGAGAAGGCGAGGGCUUUGGAGGACGCGGGUGCCGUGUUGGUGCCUCAUCCCGGCGUCAUGGGCUCUACCAUGAAGGCCCUCCUGGGGCGGUGA
Metarhizium brunneum ARSEF 3297 is the source of this 2385-nucleotide messenger RNA. Lineage: Eukaryota; Fungi; Ascomycota; Sordariomycetes; Hypocreales; Clavicipitaceae. The record is from RefSeq and is a predicted model, not a curated record.